Molecule: messenger RNA, 840 nt
Organism: Meloidogyne enterolobii
Lineage: Eukaryota; Metazoa; Nematoda; Chromadorea; Rhabditida; Meloidogynidae
Source: the annotation of a GenBank genome assembly
AUGUCACUUUGGAAUUUUAUGGGAAAAUCUAUACUUAAAGAUGAUGAGCAAUUAAUAAAUUUAAACACGGAAAAUAUAUCCUCAAAAUUAAAGAAUGAAGCAGAAGAAUUGCUAAAAAUUGAAGAGUCCUCGUUAACUAGUGAAGAAAUGGAUAAUUUGCUUUUCAAUAUUUUCUUCUCUGCAAUAAAAUAUCAAUUAACACCGGCAAGUAAAUUUCCAUUUGAUGCUGGCCAAUUUUAUGCAAAUUAUAUAAUUAAAAAUAUACCGGUUGGGAAAAAAUUGGAAAUUAAAAAGACGAGUUAUAAAAAAUUUACAACAUUUUUAGAAGAAAUUAAUAAUAAUGAAAAUGGAUGGGUAGUUAAAGUUAAAACAAUCAAAAGUAUUAAUUUUAUUGAAAAUAUAAAUUUUGAUCACCCAUAUGUCCAAAAUGCUUUGCCUUUUGAUGAAGAUUUUUCAAAUUCUGAUUUAAAACAUUUACCGUCCCAAACAUCAAUAAAUAUUUAUGAACAAAUGUUUUCAUUAACAGAACAAGUUAUGCCUAUUUUUAGAAAUAGAGGACAUCGAAGAGGUGAUUUGGUUAAUGUUCAAGAAAUUCGUUCAAUUCUUUUAGAAUAUGCAAAAGAGAAGAAUUUAAUUUUAAAUGAUGGAAAAGACAUCACUUUGGACGAUGAUACACUCCAAAUGGUUGUAAAAUAUUUCUUGCCCGAAACAUUUCCAGUAAAAACACUUAUACAAAAACUAUGUGAAGCUAUGACAAAGGCUGUACUUGUAAAAACAGCAGGAGGAAGAGAAUUAAUUUAUAGAGGAAAAGUGCCUAAUAUUGAAUUUAAGGCAUUAUAG